Messenger RNA from Seminavis robusta, 2496 nucleotides. The record is from the annotation of a GenBank genome assembly. NCBI's taxonomy places the organism in Eukaryota, Bacillariophyta, Bacillariophyceae, Naviculales, Naviculaceae.
AUGUCUGCUCUCUCUGAUAUGCCGACACCCUCAGAGAUGCCAACUGAUGAGAUUCAACGCCCUUUCCCUUCCGGCGCCGGUAGGAAGAAUGUGCGCCCCUUCACGGCUGUUGACAAUCCCACUGAUUCACCCUCCUACAGCUUGUCUCCGUCGCCAGUCCAAGAUUGGACGGUUCAGAAUGUCAGCCUUGAACCUACCGAUCAACCUCAGUAUGCCGCGAGGAGUCGAGGACCCUGUCGAAGUGGAAUCAGGAGCGUCGGUGCACCCACAGCAGCACCUACCGUUGCAGCGGUUCCAACAGAACAUGCAAGGGCACCCCCCGCAGCAAGCACCGACAGUAGUGACUUGAGGCACUUGGACUCGUUGUUGAUGGAGAAUGGUGGUAUGGAGAAAGAAUUCAGCAACCAGGGCAGGGAUUGGAUGCCCGACGACUUUGCCCAUCCCACCUCCCAUCCACACCCAAACCCAGACGCACACUCGGAGAUGUCUCCCAAGAAGAGGCGUGUCGAGCGCCCUGUGCACGAUGAUGUCAAUGACUUACACUUUGCCAUGCCGGUAGGCUUGCCUCCCAUGGAACUUGACUUUGAACACACCCAUGUCGACGACAAUGUCGCCUUUGAACAAGAUUUUGUUUACGAACAUGAGAUGCACAACAUGCAUCCAGAUCUGGCAUUUAGUUACGCAGAGGAAGAGGAGAUGCAUGUCCCCAUGCCUCCACUGCCUCGAGCGCAUCAUCGGAUGUACCCGCGACCACAUCCUCACGCGCUUCCGCAUCCACAUCCCCACCCUACGAUGAUGCCCCAGAGAAGCCCCAUGCCACGUAGACAUGUCAUGAUGCAUGUACCCCAUCCGCAUGCGCAAGAGUACAUUCAUGAAAUGGACGUGUAUCCUCCUCUUGAUCAUGAAGCCGUUCCCGUUACGGCUCCCUCCUCAAGAAGCCCUAUAGCAUCGCCAAGCUCGAGCCCUGCGCAGAUGCAGGGUAGACGCAUUGUUGGCCCUGCAAUGUUGCGCAACCCGGUUCGUCGCCAGGGCUACAGACCCAGAUACAUGAACGGUUACGUCUCUGGGGUGCCGGUUCCAAUGGGAGGUGGUCGUGCCUACUACAGGCGUGGCUAUGCCCGCCAUCAGCCCUAUCCGCGAUUUGUGAACCCCGCUAAUUUGCCUUCUCCGCGUGUCCGCAAGGCAUAUCACCUUGGUCCAAUGGUGCCACCGCUAGAACGGCGGGGAAGCGUAGGGGCUCCUGGGCCCUACUUUCUAUCGACGCCAGAAGAAGAUCCAUUUUGGGCUCAACAUGGAUUCUUCGCUCCUGAAGAACCGACCUCGCCCCAAGCUGAUCACGUUGCAGAGGACCGAUCACCGACGUCGGUAGCGGCUCUCGACAGGCCUCUGCAAGACACCCCUGCAGCUGGCAGACCUUCAGAGAUGAAGAGAAUGAGUCUCCCCACCACGUUGAAACUGUCCAGCCCUCAGGCUCCCCCCAAGGCAACCCAAGACGAUGACCAAGACAAGAAACCGAGUGCCCUCAAGGCCCCUCCUCCUCCUGUUGAGGAGCGAAAAGAAGAAGAGGAAGGAUUGGAGGUAUUGCACUUUCGAACUCGAGAUCCAAUGUCGCUUGCUAUUCCGGAGGACUCCAACUGGUUGUCUGAGUUCCAGUCCUAUGUUCGUCUCGAGUUCCUAGAGAUCUUCCGAGCAAGUCAAGAAGAUGUCAAGUUCCGAAACACGAGUCGAAAGGUCGCGUAUAAGCAGCUCGGAAUUCGAUGUCGUUUUUGUGCUCAUGUGCACCCGGGAUCAAGGGCGAGAAGAUCUUCAGCUUACCCUUCUUCCACUGCUCAAAUUUACCAGAGCUUCAACAUGAUGAUUCGAGAUCAUUUCAGUCGUUGUGAGGCUGUUCCGAAGGAAAAGAUGGACAUAUUCCACAAGCUGAAGGGUAGGAACAACCAAGGUGCUGCGGAUUCCAAGCACUUCUGGAGUUAUGCAGCCGAAAAGAUGGGGAUGGUCGACUCCAAGGAUGGCAUCCACAUGAACGAUGCCACACAGCUGGCUUCGGUGGCCAAACCACCCUUUUCGGCCACAAAUGCGACACUGGCGGCUUCAAGAAGCCCUCCUAUCCUUUUGGUAUUUCCAGAAGACAAGUCUUUCAUAUCUCCCUUCUUGUUUGAGCUGCUCUCCAGGGUUCAGAGGGUACAUCUACUGGACAUUGAAUGCAGAAGUACCAGGAAAAACCUCAAGGUUGGACUUCCUGGUUUUGGUUGCCGCUACUGUUGCGAGGCUGGUCGUUUGGGUUUCAGCAGGAUAUUUCCCACCAAGCGUAAAGGACUGCCAGAGAAGGCGAAUGACAUGUACGAGCACUUCCGACGUUGCACCCUUUGUCCACCGGAAGUGAAAGAUCGGCUUCAAAGUCUUCGUCCGAAACAGAAUGCAGUUUGCACGUCAACAGAGAAGGUUUUCUUUGACCGUGUAUGGACACGACUGAAUGACGGUGACCAGCCAUUGUAG